This is a messenger RNA of Gadus macrocephalus (Pacific cod), 2882 nucleotides long. RefSeq names its product homeobox B6a (gene hoxb6a). Gene Ontology annotation, cellular component: nucleus. The transcript is spliced from 2 exons. Lineage: Eukaryota; Metazoa; Chordata; Actinopteri; Gadiformes; Gadidae. Gene Ontology annotation, biological process: anterior/posterior pattern specification; regulation of transcription by RNA polymerase II. Gene Ontology annotation, molecular function: DNA-binding transcription factor activity, RNA polymerase II-specific; RNA polymerase II cis-regulatory region sequence-specific DNA binding. The record is from RefSeq and is a predicted model, not a curated record. The coding region runs from base 307 to 1074 and encodes 255 amino acids.
CACACACACACACACACACACACACCUCCUCUUCGUCUUCUACCUCUCACCCCUCCCUCCCUCUACCUCCAUCUCCCCUUCAAGUCAAAAACCCCCAAUCUGCGAUAAAGUAAGUGAUAGCUGUAAGCCUGUUGGACUGUAAGCUAUAAAACACAACAAAUCAUAACGUGCAGGCCAAGGGGAAAGACAGGGAAGGGAGAGGGAAAGGAGAUACACUUAGCUUUAGCAUUUAGCUAUCUUUGUGUGUAUUACCCCCCUCAAAUAUCCUCCUAUCUAUCUUCCUCUCCAAUUCUCCUCCUUUUCCCAAUGAGUUCGUAUUUCGUGAACUCGACGUUCCCGGUGACGCUACCGGGCAGCGGACAGGCAGCUGCCGAGUCGUUCCUGGGGCAGAUUCCGCUUUAUUCGUCGGCAUACACGACCGAUUCGUUGAGGCACUACCCAGGCGCUGCCGCCGUGACCGCCGCAGCAGUAGCGUACGGAGCCACCGGCGUGCAUCAAGAGAAACAGUACUCGGCGUCGAAUUACUACCAACAGGCGGCGAACGGAGCCUACGCCGUGCACCGGGCACCUGGACUAGGGGUGGGCAACGGAGCGGGCGCGUGUGACUACUCAGCGGCAGCAGCGAGCUUUUACCGGGAGAAAGACCCAACGGCAUGCGGUCUAGAGGAGCAUUCACUCUCGCUCAGCCAAGACAUUGUUCAUCGCAAAACAGAAUGCCCCGGGCUAAGUGGGAAAGGGCUGUUUGGUGAGAUGGUCGACGACAAGCAAUCGACCACUCCCGUGUAUCCCUGGAUGCAGAGGAUGAACGCGUGCAACGGAACCUUUGGUAACCCCGGUCGGCGGGGGCGACAGACGUACACCCGUUACCAGACACUUGAGCUCGAAAAAGAGUUCCAUUUCAACCGGUACCUCACGCGACGACGGAGGAUAGAGAUAGCCCACGCACUCUGUCUCACCGAGAGACAGAUCAAAAUCUGGUUCCAGAAUCGAAGGAUGAAGUGGAAGAAAGAGAACAAACUCAUCAACUCCUCGUCGUCGGCGAAUGGCGACGAAGAGGAGAAAACGAAUGAGUGAAAGAAACUUCCAAAAAAAGUGGAGUUAUCAAAUAGAAACACUUGAAAAGCCAUGGCAGAAAAUCUAAUCGACCUAACGAAAAUGAGAAGUUUGAAGAAGAUAGCUUGUUAUCACUACAAAAAGAUUAACAUUCUAUGAGAUGUGUUGUCAUCUAAAACUGAUACAAUUGAAAGUCCUGUCCUGCAAAUAUUGAGGCUACGGCCUCUCUAAUCCUAUUGAGUGAUGAAGUGUAACGAAACAUUCAGCAAAUUAUGUUCUGUGUACAAAUCUUGGCAGUUAACGCUCUCAAGAUUCAAAGCCUAUUUUUUAAAGACUGACCAAGGACCCCUUUAUUAUGCGGAUGUAACUCAAAUUCCUCUAAUUAAAUCUACCAUUCCAAAAAAAAAAAUCUGACAAACGUUAGACGUUUGUUGUAAGUGUAAGGCGGCGCGAUGAGGUUGUUGUGCGCUUUUCUUCUCAUUUUAAAAACGUUGAGCGUAACUUAAACACACUUAUGGAGAAAAAAUAUUGACAAUGUAUGUAAGUCAUAUUCGUGUUCGUAUUUAAGCUGUACAGAAGUAAAUCCACGCUCAGUUCUACUUGUAUGGGGAAUUAAUGUACCUUAAGUUAAUUUCCCCCGAAACCAGGUUGUUUUUAUUGUAAAGUAGUAGCCAACGAUUGGGAGUGUUAAUAUUGUUCUUAAACUACCUAGCCAUGCCAUCCCUGAAGAGUUAGCAUAUAUCUUCUGGGGUUCUAUGGGUUAUUUGUUUAUGUUAGUGUUUUUGUCCACCCUAACCCCCUACCCCUCUUCCCAGAAAUGCUUAAUAAAAUGUAAAGAAACAUAUUCCAGUGUAAAACAGUGAGGUUAUUUUCGGUACAAGUGUUAUCAUGGCCCAUUGAAAUUGCCAUUCCCUUUGGUAAAAGUGUAAAUAAAUAACAUGAAUUGCAAAAUAACUUUUCUUCAUGUAAAUGCAUAGUCAACGAUCCCAUUGUACACAUACACAAACACACACACAAACACACAGACACACACACAGACACACACACACACACACACACACACACACACACACACACACACACACACACACACACACACACACACACACACACACACACACACAUAGACACACACACACUGAUACAGAUGUUGAUGGGUGUUAUGACCAACUGCUUACUAGAAACUUGAAUUGUUAAUAUUUUCAAGUUGUGCAUAAUGUGCACAAGUCUAGGCCCAGACUCUUUUCCAGUCCACCUGAAUGUGCCUGCAUUGACCCUGAGAGGAAAUCUCGACCACAAGGGCACUUUUCAGCAGAAUCCUGCAAUUACUGAGGACCCCAUGAGAGAAAGACCUGUCCGCCAACCAUCACACACACACACACACACACACACACACACACACACACACACACACACACACACACACACACACACACACACACACACACACACACGCACACACACAUGCACCCACAUACCCAGACUCACACUUGAGUCAAACAAAGUGAGCCACCUCUGCCUCUCUGUCUUUCUGCACUAAUCACUUUCUCUAGCUGUCCAAGAAGGGGUACGUGGCUUGAGUUACACAUAGUAAACACACAAACAUGUAUGCACAAACACAGCAUCACUGACAAAUACAAACAUACACACGCAUAUACUCAUACAGACAUAUAGACACUCACACACACACACACACACACACACACACACACACACACACACACACACACACACACACACACACACACACACACACACACACACACACACAGACACACACACACACACACACACACACACACACACACACACACACACACACACACACA